CAGCAACUCAAUCAACAUAUUCACACACACAUACAACAUUUACACAAAACUUACAGAGUCGACUUUUAAAAGUUAAAAGAGGUGAAGGCUGCAAGAUAAAAUAAUAAUACUGGAAUAAUUAAGACAAGAUUUUAUAAAGUUUUACUGUGCGUUGCAUAAUUGCAGCUAAAGAAUUCCAUAUUCUUCGUUUAUUCAAUCAAGACACCAAAUAGAAAGCAGCGAAACAGUUGAAGUAGACCGAAAAUUUGAAUAACUUAAUCAGGUUUUGAAGAUUCUACCACAGUCUAUCGAUGACAAACGAAACUACAAAAUGCAAGCCCCAACAGGAAGAGUCUGAACAUGAAGACUCCUUACCAGUUCCACCAGAUGGUGGAUACGGGUGGGUGAUAGUAUUCGCUUCCUUCAUAUGCAACAUGAUGGUAGACGGCGUUACCUACUGCUUUGGAAUUUUCCUUCCCGAUCUGGUUACACACUAUCAUUCCACAGAAGCAAAAGUGGCUUGGGUAGGAUCGAUUUUAGCUGGUGUAACCAUGUGUACUGGACCCAUAGUCAGCGCUGUAACGAAUAAAUAUGGGUGCCGAGUGUCUUGUAUGGCCGGUGCAGUAAUCGCUGCAACAUCAUUCGCUCUCUCCGUUUUCAGUCCAUCCGUCGAAGUCCUGAUGCUUAUUUAUGGAGCGGGAGGUGGCAUAGGCUUCGGAUUAAUGUACGUACCGGCGGUCGUGUGUGUAGGAUACUACUUUGAAUCAAAAAGAUCUUUAGCGACAGGUAUGGCAGUGUGCGGGUCUGGUUUUGGAACAAUCGUAUUUGCGCCGUUUGGAAGGUUUCUUCUGGUCAAUUACGGAUGGAAGGGAGCUAAUUUAGUGUUGGCUGCGUUAUGCCUCACGUGCACUAUUUUUGGAUUCUUAAUGAAACCUUUAGAAUAUAAAAAACCAGAAAGAACAGUUACUAUGGUGUACCAAAAUGGAACAGCAGAUAUCACCAAUGAUAUGAAAAAGAGUUACACAAGUUUGGGCGACUUAUCCGCAUCCAGACAGUCACUUGCAAGUAAAAAGAGUCAAGCACUACCACCAUUAGCAAGACAAGAUGUUUUGUAUGCAGGAUCUAUAAGAAAUCUAAAGGAAUUUCAGUCUCAGAAAUCCUUGCAUGACUUCAGACAAAGUAUGCUCAGCAUACCAAAACAUAAAUCCAGAUAUGGUGGGAAAGCACUUUCUGGAAUCAGCAAAGUUUUUACCGAAUUGCUGGAUUUCAGUUUGAUGACCGACCGAGUAUUUAUUAUCAUAGCACUAUCCAACGUAGUAGGGUUUAUGGCUUUGUACAUUCCCUUUGAUUUCUUGGUCGAGGCUGCAGUAAAAGAUGGCAUAGACAAAUCGAAAGCAUCUCUGCUUAUAUCUUUCAUGGGUAUAACCAACACAGUGGGCCGUAUAAUUUGUGGAUUUGUAGCAGAUUUUCCCAAAGUAAAUACUCUUCUCGUUAAUAAUAUUUGUAUGAUAAUUAUGACCAUAGCUAUUGGUUCGGCUGGAUUUUGCCACGACUAUUUAUCUUAUUCAGCAAUGGCGCUUAUCAACGGAUGUGCUAUGGCCGGAUACAUCUCACUGACAUCAAUCCUUCUGGUCGAAUUCUUAGGAUUAGAAAAACUAACAAGUGCAUUUGGACUACUCAUCUUAUUCAGAGGAACUGGAGCUCUGAUCGGACCACCAUUACACGGAAUCAUCAUCAAUUCAUCUUCGUAUUCCUAUGGUUUUAUGGCAGCCAGCGGUUUCUUUGCCAUCUCAACCAUACUCUCUUUUAUUAUCCCAAUAGUACAGAAGAGUGCUAGUAAGGAAAAAAUAAUCGUAAACGAGGAUCUGAUGCCCGUUAACGGAAAAAUCGAAGAAGGAGUAUAAAGAUAGGUUUAUUAACACGUUGACUACUCACUGCUUAAAGCUUGAGCUGAAUGCUUAUGGCUUGGAGCGCCGUUCUGGAAACUCGUCUAGCUUUCAUGAGUUUAUCGUUUAUGAUGGAAGGCUAGAGUCAGUAUGAACAAAGCAAUAAGAGCAGGUAAGAAUACUUAAAUGGCUUGAACAGACAAUGCCUUCAAGAAUGCGAUUCUUUGACGAACACAAGAUCCGCAUUCAUUUGACGAAGAGAUUGUGUUAUACUAUGACAAUGAUAAUCGGCUAACAAUGAGUUGUACUAAAGUAAACGAAGCACCUAUUUUUUAUGAUGUGGUUUAAAAUAGAUUAUUUUGUACACAGUUAAUUAAACAUAGAAAUUAGUAUAUUUAUAUGCUUUAACAAAAAUAAAACACAAUUAAAAUUAAACUUAUCUACAGAUAUUGUUGACAUUAUCUCUGACAAUAUUAAAAUAAACAGUUAUAAAAAUUGGGGAUAUAAGUUCAAAAAUCUCAAAAUAUUUAUAAACUGGUAACAAUCUUUAACUUUUACACCCUAUAUUGUAAACCGCCAGCAUAAAGUUCUAUACAAACACCUUUAAUUAAUGUUUAAUGUUACUGUGUUCUCUUAUUUACAAUGGGUAUCUUAAUUCCUGUGUAAAUACAAUUCGUACUUGUGGUAUUUACAAUGUACGCCUUUUAAAUAAUUCAUAAAUAAAUUAUAAGACAAACAGUGAAUGUAGAAGCUUGCAUUUUAUGGAAAUUCUUGCUAAAGGCGUAGCUGCACGUUUUCAAAUAAGAAGAUAUGUAUAUAUAUAUAUAUAUAUAUAUAUAUAUAUAUAUAUAUAU
Molecule: messenger RNA, 2719 nt
Organism: Diabrotica balteata
Lineage: Eukaryota; Metazoa; Arthropoda; Insecta; Coleoptera; Chrysomelidae
Source: the annotation of a GenBank genome assembly